AUCUCAAACCAGCAAAACUCAUUUCCUCUUUGACUCCUGAGUCUCUCUUUGUUUCCAGACCAAAAAAAAAACCUUCAAUGGCAAUUGAUCUCGUUAGGUUCUCCAAGAUCGACGAUCGGACGGCCAUGGAAGAGGCCGCCUCCGCCGGCUUACAGAGCAUGGAGCAUCUCAUCCGUGUCUUGUCCAGUCAAACCCCGUCUCACAACAACCUCGACUGCCGUGAAAUCACCGACCUCACCGUCGCCAAGUUCAAGCAGUUCAUCUCCGUCUUGAACCGGACCGGUCACGCCCGCUUCCGCCGCGGACCGGCCAAGCAACCUAGUGAAUCUACCACCACCUCUUCUCCUCCUCCUCCACCUCCACCUCCUGCCAACCCGGUCCCACCAAAGCCUCAGGUUACUUUGUCUUUUGAAACCGGAAAUCCUAAUACCAAUACCAAUACCAAUACAAACACCAAUUCCAAGUCCAAAGACUGCCUCACCUUAUCUCCUCCCAUGUCCACAACGUCGUCGUUUCUUUCUUCAGUCACCACCGGAGACGGCAGCGUUUCCAACGGCAAAGUUUUCUCUUCAGCUGCCGUACCCCCGGCGCCGGCCUUCUCCGCCGGCAAACCCCCGCUCUCCCAAUCCCACCGGAAACGCUGCCACGACGAGCUCGCAACCAAAACGACAUCGUCCGGUCGAUGCCAUUGUUCUAAAAGAAGAAAAUCCAAGGUGAAGAGGACAGUCCGAGUACCGGCGAUUAGUUCGAAAAUCGCCGACAUACCUUCCGACGAGUUUUCGUGGAGGAAGUACGGCCAAAAGCCAAUCAAGGGCUCCCCAUACCCACGAGGCUAUUAUAAGUGUAGUAGCGUUCGAGGGUGUCCGGCAAGAAAACACGUGGAGCGCGCUCAAGACGACCCCACCAUGCUUAUCGUUACCUACGAAGCGGAGCACCGUCACCCUCACCCGCAGCAGUCAAGCUCAGUCCCGGCCGGUGUUGUCGGACUCGUGUUCCAAUCCGCCUGAAGAAGGAACAUUUGUUGCAAUGAUCGCGACGGUUGAAAAAGCGCCGUGACGCUGGAGCUGUGGCACGGCGGGUGACGUUAGAAGCCCACUGACAAAAGUCAAACAAAAAUGUCAAAAAUAUAGGGUGUAAUGGGAAAUGGGAAGGGGUAUGAUGUAAAUUACGAAAGAAAGAAGGGUGGAAUAUAAUUUUGUGGAUCUUGAACAUUAAAUUAAUUCAUUUUUAUCUUGAUUUUA
Messenger RNA from Rosa rugosa (rugosa rose), 1241 nucleotides. Its product is annotated as probable WRKY transcription factor 11. Gene Ontology annotation, biological process: regulation of DNA-templated transcription. The coding region runs from base 78 to 1007 and encodes 309 amino acids. The record is from RefSeq and is a predicted model, not a curated record. The transcript has 3 exons. Gene Ontology annotation, molecular function: sequence-specific DNA binding; DNA-binding transcription factor activity. NCBI's taxonomy places the organism in Eukaryota, Viridiplantae, Streptophyta, Magnoliopsida, Rosales, Rosaceae.